AUGGCUAUUACCGUCUUGGCCGAGGUGGCACAGUCUUUGAAUAAGACUUUGUCCGAGGACGAGAGCUUUUGGAGUUCUUUGCGGGCUUUGGCCUGAAACCACCAGAAAAAAAAAUUUUGCAAAAAAUGGCACAUGUAGCAAGUGCCAAUUUUUUUGGACCCCCGCCCCCAGACCAAAAGUUCCCGCUCGGCCCUGGAUAUUGCACUAGUGUAGGCGUAGCCCAAAACUAACCCUUAGUCCUGACCCUUGCCUAGCUUAGCUUUGGUCUUAGUCUUUGUUCAUUUACUAGCCUUACCUUGUCAAGCCCCAGCCCUAGCCCUAGCCCUAGCCCUAGCCCUAGCCCUAGCCCUAGCCCUAGCCCUAGCCCUAGCCCUAGCCCUAGCCCUAGCCCUAGCCCUAGCCCUAGCCCUAGCCCUAGCCCUAGCCCUAGCCCUAGCCCUAGCCCUAGCCCUAGCCCUAGCCCUAGCCCUAGCCCUAGCCCUAGCCCUAGCCCUAGCCCCAGCCCUAGCCCCAGCCCUAGCCCUAGUCCCAGCCCUAGCCCUAGCCCUAGCCCUAGCCCUAGCCCUAGUCCUAGCCCUAGCCUUAGCAAUAGCCCUAACCCUAGCCCUAGCCCAUUGA
This is a messenger RNA of Bursaphelenchus okinawaensis, 618 nucleotides long. Lineage: Eukaryota; Metazoa; Nematoda; Chromadorea; Rhabditida; Aphelenchoididae. The record is from the annotation of a GenBank genome assembly.